Molecule: messenger RNA, 858 nt
Organism: Lobosporangium transversale
Lineage: Eukaryota; Fungi; Mortierellomycota; Mortierellomycetes; Mortierellales; Mortierellaceae
Product: proteasome complex subunit Rpn13 ubiquitin receptor-domain-containing protein
Exons: 6
Coding region: 1-858 (285 amino acids)
Biological process (GO): ubiquitin-dependent protein catabolic process
Cellular component (GO): cytoplasm; proteasome regulatory particle, lid subcomplex; nucleus
Molecular function (GO): proteasome binding; ubiquitin binding; endopeptidase activator activity
Source: RefSeq, a predicted model, not a curated record
AUGGCAUUAGCACCAACGAAGCCCCACCUCUUGGAAUUCAAAGCAGGACGAUGCUUCAGGGUCAAUGGAACUAACACCGUCGAACCAGACCCUACAAAAGGACUGGCUUACUUGCAGGCCGAUGAUGAUGGGUUAAUGCAUUAUUACUGGAAGAACCGAACAACCGGAGCAAUAGAGGAUGAUUUAAUCCUCUUUCAUGGGGACGCAGAAUUGAUUAAAGUUCCUCAAUGUACGACGGGUCGUGUGAUCAUGCUUCAGUUCAAAUCAUCUUCACAAAAACUGUUCUUUUGGCUUCAGGAUGCAGAUACAUCAAGGGAUGACUUAAUUCUUCAACGAGUCAAUUAUCUGAUUCAAUCUCAGGAGGAUGAAGACGAAGAUCAAUAUUUGGAUGCAGAGGAUAUUGCGAUGGAAGGGGUUGAAGCAUUUGCACCUGCAGUCCCCGUUUCCUCUUCAACAACUGCAGGAGGUUCUUCUUUGACAUCGCAGCAGAUGGAUACUCUACGUCACUUAUUAGGAGGCCUUAAAAGUGCAACUCCAGCUGCAGGACCACGAUCAAAUCUUCGUCUAGAUCAUGUACUGACACCAGGAUCGAUCGCACCAUUGUUGAGCAACCCUCAAAUCUGUGAAUCGCUUUAUCCACAUUUACCCGAGUCUUCAGAGAAGAAUCCCCAGGAGAUUCAAGCCAUCGUGCGAACGCCUCAAUUCUCCCAGGCAUUGGUCUCAUUGAGCACAGCAUUGGAGUCUGGACAGCUGGGUCCGUUGCUGAGACAGUUUGGACUAAGUCCAGACGCUGGUGAUGGUGUGGAAGGCUUCUUGCGUGCCAUUCAAGAGCAGGUCAAGAAAGAUGGCACUAAAUAA